UUGUAACUAAAAUAUCGAAGAAUUUUCGGUUACACAACCUUGUGAAGAAUCUUAGCUUAAGACCUGUUAAAGCACGUUUUCGGAGUUUUUGGUUAGAAUUUCAUGUUCAUUUUCUUAAGGAGUUAAAAUAUAAAUAUUAAUAACAAAUACGUGUGGCAAAUUAUAUAAUGAAAAGAAGCAUACGGCAAAUAUCCAGCACAAACGAAAUAAUUAUCUCUUCGAGUGAUUCUGAGAAUGAAUCUGAAGAUAAAAAUUACAUUCCCAUCAAAGUACCAAAGAAAAAGGAAAGUAAAGAUGGCAAUGACAGAAAAGCUAGUACCCUUUCAUUGCCCAAAAAGAAUAAACGAACAGCAACACGACUUAAGAAGGAAAUAAAAACAGAACCUACAUAUGGUACGAAUGAUUUGGUAGAUUUAAAGAAGAAGACACAGAGUAAGAGUAAGAGAGUAAAAGAGGAAGAAGUACAAAACUCUGAUGCAAAAGAUGUUAAACAAAUGUUAAAGGAUAUAUCUUUAAAUUCUGCAGAAUUUAAAGAAUGGACAAUUGAAGAUUAUGUGAGCGAAACCAACAAUGUUGAGAAACAUAUAGUAGAAAAUGUUGCAAAGCUUUUCAAUAAUGACAAUACAAUUCCAUUUAUUGCAAGAUAUAGGAGAAAUAUUACUGGUGGCAUGGAUCCAGAUAAGCUGAGAGCAUUGAAAGAGAGUCUUGAUCAUGCCAAAGUGAUUAAACAACGCGCCAAUACUAUAUUGAAAUCUAUUGAUAAAUUAGGGCAAUGGUCUCCUGCUGUACAUUCCGUUAUUGUAUCUGCCAAAUCUCUAGAUGACUUAGAACAUGUAUAUUCCCUUUUCAAGCCAGCGUCUAAACGAACUUUGGCAGAAAGAGCCAAAGACCUAGGUUUAGGUCCUGUAAGUGAUCUUGUGUUACAGGGUCAGGCACUUCCUUCAUUAUCUUCUCUCAUUGAUUCUAACAAAGAUGGAUUAAAAACCGAGCGACAGAUUGUAGAUGGAAUUGUACACAUUGUAGCAGAUGUUAUAAAUAAGAAUAAAAUUGUAUUUGAUAAAGUCAAAGAGCUUCAAUCACAAUGUUCUAUAAAUAUCCAGACUACAGAAUGUAAAGCCAAUAGUAAAUCCAAUAGUAAAUCAAAGAGUAAAAAUAAAGAUUUGCAGAGGAAGUAUGAAAUGUACUAUAAUUUUAAUACAAAUACGAAAUACAUCAAACCUCAUCAGAUACUGGCUAUCAAUCGUGGGGAAGCACAAAAGAUUCUCAAUGUAAAAAUGACAUUUCCUAAUUUUUUUGCAAAAGCAUUUAAAGCAUGUUGCUACAAACUGUAUAAUUCAGCCAUUACAGCGUCUAAAUUACAUUCUAAACUAUUAAAUGAGGGCAUCGAUUAUGCUUAUACGAAGUAUAUCAAACCCUUGGUAAUACGUAGAGUGAAAAGCGAACUGAAGCAAAAAGCGGAAACAGCAUCGAUUGAAGUUUUUAUAACUAACGUAAAACAGUUGCUCCUCACUCCGCCUCUACGAGGAAAAAUCAUACUCGGCAUAGAUCCAGGAUUUUCGUAUGGUUGCAAAUUAGCGGUAAUUUCCGAGCAAGGAGAUGUGCUUGAGACAGGCGUGAUUUAUCCACAUAGAAAUUCACAGAAGUUUCAUAAUGAAUCUGCCGAUAUUUUAGUAAAUUUGGUAACCAAGUACAAGAUCACGAUUUUGGCAUUAGGUAAUGCUACAGCUUGCAGAGAGACUGAAAUGUUUUUAAACGAGUUAAUCAAGACCAAUACAUUUGGCCCGAUCGAAGUUUCGUACACGAUUGUCAACGAAGCUGGAGCAUCGAUUUACAGUUGUAGCUCGGAAGCAAAAUCCGAAUUCCAGGAUCUCGACGUGAACGUAAUCUCUGCCAUUUCAAUAGCAAGGCGUCUACAAGAUCCACUUGCUGAAUUAGUAAAAAUAGAACCUAAACAUUUAGGUGUGGGAAUGUAUCAGCAUGAUCUGCCAGAGAAACAGUUGUCAACAGCAUUAAAUGAGGUUGUGUCAGAGGUUGUGAGCUUUGUAGGUGUAGAUGUGAACACUGCGUCUCAGUGCCUUUUGAAAAGGAUUGCUGGCCUAAACGUAUCCAGAGCAAAUAAUAUUAUAGAAUGGAGAGCUGAAUUCGGACCGUUUAAAAAUAGACAGCAACUGUUGGAUGUGAAGGGAAUUGGAAACAAGGUGUUUGAACAAUGUGCUGGUUUCAUUCGGAUAUUGCCAGAGACUUUAAUGAAUGAUAAUACCGAGAAACGUAAAUCAGCUAAGAAGUCUAAACAAACGUACAAUUUAUUGGAUCAAACUUGGAUUCAUCCUGAAUCGUACAAAAUAGCCGAAAGUUUUUUAAAGCAUUGUAAUUGUAACUUGGAAAAUCUCGGAACUACAGAAUUCAUUCAGAAAGUAAAAUCGUGCGCUGCGGAAGGAUUCGCUAGCUUAGCCCAAAAGUUUGGCACAAACGAGGCGACCAUGGAGGUGAUAAUUAAAGGUUUAUCUAUGAAGAAAAACGAGGAUAUACGGUUAGAGUCUCGUGCUCCACUUUUUCGAAAGAGUAUGCUCAGUAUUAAUGACUUAAGUGCGGGGAUGUCACUAACGGGCGUGAUAAGAAAUAUCACCCACUUUGGAGCGUUUGUGGACAUAGGAACGGGUAAAACUGGACUUAUAUUAACAAAAUGGUUAAAAGAUUCAUCAGUUUCUGUAGGUCAGUGUGUAGAGGUGAAAGUACUUUCAGUAGAUGUCGAACGUGGUAGAAUCAAUUUAGAAUUAAUCAACACCUUAUAACAUUUGUCUAUUUAAUUACAAAUUCACAAUAUUUAUUUGUAUUACAAAUAUCAAAA
Molecule: messenger RNA, 2848 nt
Organism: Frieseomelitta varia
Lineage: Eukaryota; Metazoa; Arthropoda; Insecta; Hymenoptera; Apidae
Product: S1 RNA-binding domain-containing protein 1
Exons: 3
Coding region: 168-2792 (874 amino acids)
Biological process (GO): translation; nucleobase-containing compound metabolic process
Molecular function (GO): structural constituent of ribosome; mRNA binding
Source: RefSeq, a predicted model, not a curated record